Octopus sinensis (East Asian common octopus) is the source of this 4695-nucleotide messenger RNA. RefSeq names its product patched domain-containing protein 3. The transcript has 20 exons. The record is from RefSeq and is a predicted model, not a curated record. Gene Ontology annotation, cellular component: membrane. Lineage: Eukaryota; Metazoa; Mollusca; Cephalopoda; Octopoda; Octopodidae. Bases 1278 to 4487 code for a protein of 1069 amino acids.
AAGAGUGAGUGAGGGAGAUAUGUUGUCGGUUUCUUGUCGUCGACAUUGAUGAUUUUCCUUUUUUUUUUUUUUGGUGUGUGACAAAGGGGAUUCACGAAGAAAAAAAAAUACAGCAAAAAAUCAACGAAAGACGGGACGGACACGAGUACAAAGACACAGCGCCAGAACACACUAAGGAAGAGCGUAUUUUUAAACCCACACAUAGCUUUAGUCAUACAUACAUACAUCCACACACACCUUGACAUAAACGUACACGUACAAUAGACAUGUACUUACGUAAGAAGUAAAACGAAAAGUACACCGGGUUUAAAAUACGGAAAACCUCUAUACAAAGCUUUUACACACACACAAACAAAUACGUGUGUUUGUUAGAGCUAUAGUUUGCCUUCGUGUGUAAACGUAAAAAGUACAUCACAUCGCCCUUAACAAACAUUAAGAAAAACGUCAAGUUGAGGGACGGUGGUACGGACGCGAAACCUCAGACAAUGGAAAAGAAAAGAGAACAAGAGAGAUUAAUUGAUAGAUAGAUAGAUGAAUAGAUAGAUAGAGUUUUCAGUGCCAAGCAAACUUUUUUUCAUCUCCAAAAACGUUUCACCAUCCAUUGCUUUAACAGUCGCCAUAAAAAGCAUCACCUUUGUUACCCUCACCAUCGUUGUCUUAUUCAUUCUCCUAGGUGUGUCCGACAAAAGCAAUGAAAUAGUUUCUGCGAGAGCGACCGAAAGAAAACAAAAACCCAAACUAACAAGGAACCUCCUCUUCUCUCUUUGGAGGGCCGAACAACCGCGAAAGAUCUAUGUGAUCCUCCCUCAAAGAAACAAAGGACCAAAGCGAUCUUGAAAAGCACCAAAAUCACUCUUAAACUGCAACGGAGCAAGGGAUCCUUCUUUUUCUCUCUCCUCCACACCAUUAGAAAGCGAUGAAAUGAAACUAGCAAGACAAGUAAAGUUCAGGACAUUCAGAAAGGACACUACGCUGUACUAAACAGCUGAACCAACAACUAAAUAUUACCAAGUUAUUGGUCCAACAUCAGCGCGGGUUUCUAUCUUCAAAUCCCCCUGUAUUUUAUUUAUUUAUCAAUCUGUUGUUUUUUUUUUUUAUUUUAUCCUCGUACUUUCUUGUUAUUUUGUUUCAUUUCCUUCUAUUUGAUUAUUUUCUUUCCCCUUUGACCUCAUAAAGUAGUAGGAGGAAAAAAAAACAAAAAAACAAAAACUGCAUCUUUAUUUAUUCACGUUCAUCUGUCCGUGGGCUUUAUCGUCAUCUGACUGGCAUCGUUAUCAAUGGGUCCUGUUGAUAGCCAGCAAACGGAGUCAACCGAGACGCCUUCAGAGAAACCACCCAUUGAUGAAUCCACUACAGUCAACACAAUCCCUUCUAAGACAUCGGUUUCUUCGAAUCAGGAAUCCGCCGGCUUCUGUAGUGACUGUGUGCUCAAAUGUUACCUGUUCACUGCCAACACACGGCUUGCCAUUCUGAACGCUAUUGAGGCGAACUUCUACAAACUUGGUUGUUUCGCUGGCAGAAAGCCAUACGUAUUUAUCAUAAGUGGUUUAUUGCUUACUUUUUUGUCCUUUGGCAUGUUGCUUCGGAAGGAGAGUGAGAAGAGACAAGAGUGGAUACCAAAGUCUGAGUUGUCGUUUAGCACAGAUACUUUUUGGAUAAGAAAAUGGAACCAACUACAGGAAUAUAGGGCUGAUAAUCUACAGUCCGAUGAAGUAAGAAUCAUUGUCAUAGACGAUGAGUUAUUGUCCCCACAGAGCCUGCUCAAGAUGUAUCAGCUUCAUGAGAUGGUCUUGGACUUAAAUUCAACAAACAUGCAUUUAAGAGAGUACUGUAGAUGGGGACUUUGUCGGGCUGAAUCCUUACUUCAGUUUUGGAAUUACUCUGAGCCAUUAAUAAAGAAACAAACCCGCGACCAGAUCUUAGAAGCUGUCAAUGACUAUGACCACAAACACAAUGAUUUAGAUCAUUUUCUUACAAGCAUUAAAAGAAAUGAUUCAGGUUAUAUAACAGGCGCCAAAGUUACAAAGAUGAAAUGGAAGUUUCCGUAUUCUGAUUAUGCUUGGAAGUGGCAAAUAGAAUUUUCAAACACUUUCAAGACCAAUCCAACAGACUUCAAAGAACUGUAUGCUUACUGCUUUUAUGAUUUCACCCAAUAUGGUACUGGAUUUGAAGAAGAUGCCCUGCUGGUGUUUAUUGGCUACAGUAUUAUGGGCGUUUACAUCAUAAUCUGUCUUGGCAAAUGUAACCUCGUUGAGCAAAAGUUAGGUUUGGCUUUUGUCGGCAUCAUGUGUGUUGCAAUUGGUUACUUUGUUACUCUUGGACUUGGUGGUAUAUUCAACAUCACUUACGGAGCAUUAAAUAGGGUUUUAGCCCUCCUGCUACUUGGAAUUGGUAUAGAUGACAUGUUUGUGAUUCUUGGAGCACUAAACAACCUCUCGAAAUUGGAAAAAGAGCGUCCUGUACCUGAACAAAUCGGUCUCAUUAUGAAGCAUGCAGGCGUAUCAAUCACUAUCACAACAUUGAGUGACAUUACUGCUUUUGCAAUUGGAGCCACUUCGGCAUUUCCAGGUCUACGGACAUUUUGCCUUUACAACUGCAUUGGAAUUCUGAGCAUCUAUAUAAUGCAAAUUACAUUCUUUGCAAGUUGCAUGUCUCUUGAUUUACGGCGAGUUUUAGACCACCGAGAUGGGUUGUUCUGCUGCUACAAACACACUGACUACACACCAAAUAAAUGGAGUGAGAAGGAAAUACUGAAAAUAAUUUUCUACAAGGCUGCAAAGAAUUAUCUUAGUAAAAAACCUGUUAAGAUUUUUGUUAUUAUUUUGACAUUUCUGAUACUGGCCGUCUGCGCUUGGAAUGUAUCGAAACUAGAGACAGACACCAGCUGGCAACGCGUCAUGUAUGCGACUAAUACUCCAUACUAUCGUUACUUUGUGAUCGAUGAAAAAUAUUUCUCAACAAAUAAAGUUGAUGUUUACUGUACUUACCUUACCUAUAGUGUGGAUCAAAGUGAUUAUCAAAAGAUGGCAUAUGAUCUGUCUCAGAGUCCUUAUGUAUUGAAAGGUUACACAGCCAACUGGUUGACAGCAUUUCUUCAUUGGUGUCAAGAACGAAAUUUCAAUGUAUCUGUGUCUGAGGCUAAUCCUAAUUAUUUUGAUGUGUCCCUUGAUGACUUUGAUUUGAUGCUAGAGAGAUUUUGGUUGUCUAAAGAAGGAACACCUUACCGCAUAUAUAUAGACCAUCAGGUGCAUUACAGUUGCUUGCUCGAAGUCCCGAAACACAUUUUGUGUUCAGAGAAUUUCUGUCAAUCUCCGUUCUUUAAGUCUGAUGAAGAAAUAAGUGGCUGCAAAGUCAGAAUGAAGGCAGAAACAUUUGUACCCAAUUGCAACUGCACUUCCUCUAUUACAUUGGAUUGUCUCUGCGAAACACCAAGCUGCCUUGACGAAGACCCCCAAAAUACAAGAAUGUUAUUCACCAUGACUUGCACCAUAGAUCGAAGACGCUGCCGGAUAAACACCACAAACAUUCCCUUCAGCAAUAUGAACUGUUUCAAUAAAGUAAUAUACUACCCGGUGACUAAACUGUCCAUGAGAAUAAAAGAGAUGAGUAAAAAUUCACAAAGAAUGGACAUUAUGAAAGAGUUGGAGGGUCGAGUUGCAAAAUACUUCAAUCAGACAAAUUGCUUAGUUUUUUCUAAACACUAUCUUGAGUGGCGAAUUAAUUCGGUACUGGAAUGGGAAAUCAAAAGGAACUUGUCUUUGGCAUUUCUAUCAGUGUUUGUCAUCACGUUCAUGAUGAUAAUGAACUGGAAGACAUCAUUAUUGGUGGUCACUGGUGUUAUUUUCACUUUGGUGGACAUUAGUGGAUCACUGAACUUAUGGGGUCUCUACAUUGACACAACAUCCUGUGUCAUUGUAACCAUUUCUGUUGGUCUGGUGGUUGACUAUUCUGUCCAUAUUGGUUUUACUUACAUGACAAUGAAGGGAAAAAAUAAUGAUCGAAUGAUUAUAACCAUGAAAGAAAUAGGCCCCCCUGUAUUCCAUGGUGGUUUUAGCACCUUCAUUGCUGUGAUGCCCCUGUCUAUGGGUUCUACUUACCCCUUCCGGACGUUUUUUAAGAUAUUCCUGCUUGUUGUCAUGUUCGGUCUCUUUCAUGGCAUCGUAUUUCUGCCGGUGUUAUUAAGUAUCUUUGCUCCUCCGUCCUACCCCUCAGCGAAAAAUGUGAAAGUGCGGAAAUUCAGUAAAAUCAAGUCAGUUUUUUCUAGCAGAAAAUCUGGGAUCAAUAAUGUGGGACUGGACCUUCACAACGAGUUUGGCACACAAGAUACAAUCAGAGAUGUGUACAAGACUGAUUACAACACACCCUACCAUAUUUCUAGCAAUGAACUUGAUGGAACAGGUUUGUCACCAACAUUCCUGCCAUUGGAAAAGAACUUUGACUCUACUCAAAAUGGAACUAAACCUAACAAAAAUGGUAAAAGCGAAUAACCACAAUGGUCACGAUGGUGGCAUUGAUCGUGACAUUGACAGUAGUGGUAGUAGUAAUAAUAAUAAUGAUGCCGGCGGUGGUGGUGGUGGUGGUGGUGGUGGUGGUUGUGGUUGUGGUGAUUUGCAAGCGAAAGAGAAGACAGCGAAAAACAUAACAAUCAUAAUAAUUAUAAUAAAACAAAUUUGAGACAAUUUUCUAUAGAACUUU